Molecule: messenger RNA, 2328 nt
Organism: Bombina bombina (fire-bellied toad)
Lineage: Eukaryota; Metazoa; Chordata; Amphibia; Anura; Bombinatoridae
Product: formin-2-like
Exons: 14
Coding region: 64-1383 (439 amino acids)
Biological process (GO): actin filament network formation; actin nucleation; cortical actin cytoskeleton organization
Cellular component (GO): cytoskeleton; cytoplasm; actin filament
Molecular function (GO): microtubule binding; actin filament binding
Source: RefSeq, a predicted model, not a curated record
UCCCAUCACUCAGUUCAGUGGUGUGGGAUACUUCGUGCAGCACAAACAAGAAAGAGCACAAGAAUGUUAGACAUAAGAGAUUCUAAUGUUCCUCUUGUUUGGGAAUCCAUUAAAGAGCCAGAAAUAGACUUUCAUGAGCUGGAAAAUCUGUUCUCUAAAACUGCAGUAAAGGAAAGAAAAAAGCCAAUUUCUGAUACAAUAACCAAGACUAAAGCUAAACAAGUUGUCAAGUUGUUGCGCAAUAAAAGAUCCCGAGCAGUCAGAAUAUUAAUGUCCAGUCUUCACUUAGACAUGAAAGAUAUUCAGCAUGCUGUCCUAAAAAUGGAUUACUCAGUGGUGGACCUAGAAACUCUUCAAGCUUUGUAUGAGAAUAGAGCCCUUGCAGAUGAACAAGAGAAGAUUGAAAAGCAUGUUAAGUCUUCAAAGAACAAAGACAGCACUAAACCUUUGGACAAACCAGAGCAGUUCCUUCAUGAACUUUCCAUGAUACCAAAUUUCUCAGAAAGAGUCUUUUGCAUUCUGUUCCAUUCAACAAUAUCAGAAAAUGUUAGUUCCAUCUGCCGUAAACUUGAAUUAAUACAGAAAGUGUGUGAGACUUUAAGAGAGGGCCCAACGGUGUUGCGUCUCUUGAGCUUGGUACUUGCUUUUGGAAAUUACUUGAAUUGUGGGAAUCGAACUAGAGGCCAAGCUGACGGCUUUGCAUUAGACAUACUGCCAAAACUAAAAGAUGUAAAGAGUAAUGAUAACAGCAGGAAUUUGCUUUCUUACAUAGUUUCAUACUAUUUACGUCACUUUGAUGAGAAUGCAGGCAAAGAAGAAUGUGUGUUUACAUUGCCGGAACCACAAGAUCUUUUUCAAGUGUCGCAGAUGAAGUUUGAAGACUUUCAGAAAGAACUCCGUAAAAUAAAGAAAGACUUACAUGCAUGUGAGACGGCAGCUGCAAAAGUUUAUCAGAAAUCCUCAGAGGAACAUCUACAGCCUUUCAAAGACCAUAUAGAAGAAUUUCUUAAAGGAGCCAAAAUUGAACAUGAAGAUGCAGAAAAAUUGUUGGCAGCAGUUCAUACAAGGUUUUUAGAAACUGCAUCUUAUUUUAGUGUAAAACCAAAACUUGGAGAAAAGGAAGUGUCUCUAAAUUCAUUCUUCAGCAUAUGGCACAAAUUUAGCACAGACUUUAAAGAUUAUUGGAUAAAGGAAAAUAAAAUCAUUCUGCAAGAAAGGUUAAAAAAAGCUGAAGAAGUAUAUAAACAGAAAAAAGCUAUUUCUUAUAGGUUAAAAUUAGCUUCAAUUGUUGUAAAACCAAAACAUGAAUCUGGAAUUAAAGCAAAGUUGAGUGAGAAACUAAAAAAUUACAAGGAGAACUAUUUCAUGAAGUCCAUUGUGUAAAUAGUCUUCAAAACACCAUUUCUCUCAAUUGCAUUAGAGAGUAAUGUUUUAUAAAACUGUUGUGCUGGGAGACACUUUAUUGUACAAGAGCCCUCUUGUAGCAGAUAAAAUGAAUGGAACAUAAGGUGACCAUAUUUAACAUGCUUCAGGUGUCUUAUACAUUGUGAGAUCAUUAUGCACCCUGAAUACAGUUCUAAACUCCAAAAGACCACCAUUGCACCAGAGCACCAACCAUUGCUUUGUUGCUUUUUAAACAAAAAGGAGUUUUAGGGGGCUGUUGACUGCACCUUGUUCUCUGUCAUGGACGAUAGCCAAUUUCUGCCAUUCUAAAUACCACACCUCCCUUUAUCCUUAAAAAGGCCACCUCUCUGAUUCCAUAACACACAACAUCUUGCUGUUUUUCUAUUCAUAUAGUAUGUGAUGCCUAAAAGUUUUUUUUACUUUUUUUUUCUUUUUUUUUUUUUUUCUGGCCAGCAUGUGUAAAACAAAAUCUCAAUCAUCUUUUUUGAAAAACGAGGCUAUAUAUAUUCAGUCUUUGCUAUGAAUAUUGUUUAUCACAAGCGUGGUAAAAGGGAUUUUAACCUGUCCUUAAUUUGUGCUAUUAAAAUAUAUAAUUUCAGUUGUUCUCUACAAUUUGACACAGAUGUUUUGUUAGCCUGGCUUUAUGCCUCUUUGCACACCCCUACAGCUAAAUAAACUACCUGCAUAUUUGGCUAUUUGUAAUAGAUUCUGAGAUGUUUGCAAAUUUAGAAAGCAUUAUAGCACUUAUCUGAGCCAACACAGCAAUGUAGGAAUGCAGGUUUACACAAUGCAUGCCAAGGUGUGUGUGUGUGAGAGAAGUAUGCAUGUGUGUGUGUAAUAUAAUUUUGUAUUUAAUAAACUAUUGUGACUUCCAAAGUUAUCUCUUUAAUUUAUUUGCAAAAUCAAUAAAAUAAUUUGUGUUGA